Phialemonium atrogriseum is the source of this 498-nucleotide messenger RNA. RefSeq lists its product as uncharacterized. The coding region runs from base 1 to 498 and encodes 165 amino acids. NCBI's taxonomy places the organism in Eukaryota, Fungi, Ascomycota, Sordariomycetes, Cephalothecales, Cephalothecaceae. Gene Ontology annotation, biological process: mitochondrial electron transport, NADH to ubiquinone. The transcript has 3 exons. The record is from RefSeq and is a predicted model, not a curated record.
AUGUCCGCAUCGAGAUUGCGCUCGAUGCAGAGGCUCUCUCGCCAAUUGGCCCUUUCGCAGAGGGCUUUCGCGACCACAGCUCGUCAAUUGGAAGCCGGCCCCGCCGUGCCCGCUAAGAAGGCCGAGACAGCCCCCCAGGUCACCGAGGGCCCAGCGCCCACCGAAGUGAAGCAGGCCCCGAACCGCGCCGACAUCUGGGCGCCGAGCCAGCGGCCACGGUCCAAGGCGAUGACAGGGCCGAGGUUUGAGCAGACAAACUACGAUCUUCAGCCGCAACCAUAUGCAGCGAUAGAGCUCAUCCACCAGCAGCCCGUCCGGUGGACUCACGAGCGGGUGGUGGUGUGUGAAGGUGGUGGUGGACCUGCCGGCCACCCCAAGAUCUACAUCAACACCGACAAGCCCGAGAUCAGCACCUGCAACUACUGCGGGCUCCCUUUUGCCAAUGAGCACCACCGAAAACACCUCGAGUCGAUGCCCGUGACAUCGUAUCCUCUCUAA